UGGGUGUUUUGUGAAUUAAAUUCGGAGAGUAUAAAAUUUUUUUGUGGCCGCGUGAGGUGUCUGCAUACACAGACGUUUUCUCCCCCACUCUCCCUAAUUUUUACCCUCAUUAUUCAUUAAAACCCUAAGACUUCCACAAGGACCACAACCCACGACUACCUCCGCCACCGGCCACCUGCAUCUGCUGCCGCCUAUCGUCCGUGUCUCUUACCGCCUGUCUGCUGCCGUCCUUUGCUGCAUAUCCAUUUUCUCAGCCUCUAAUCUUCAAUUUCAGUUUUAAGGCAGCUUUUCGAUUGGGUGUUAUAUUUGGUGCUUGCAGAUCAAAAUACCAUGAAUUUUGCUGCAUCAUUAUGCCAAAGAGUCAACCUUAGGCAAUUGGUCUCUACUUUUCCUGCUUAUGCAGCUGCAACUGAUGCUUCUGGGGCAGGUUUGGCUUUAGUUUUUAGAAGGUGGGCUACUAAGAAGACAGCUGGAUCGUCAAAAAAUGGAAGAGAUUCUAAGCCUAAAUUUCUUGGUGUGAAGAAAUUUGGAGGCGAGAGAGUUAUACCAGGUAACAUCAUUGUUCGGCAGAGAGGAACUCGAUUUCAUCCUGGAGACUACGUUGGCAUAGGAAAGGACCACACCCUGUAUGCACUCAAAGAAGGCCAUGUGAAGUUCGAGAAACAUAAGUUGAGUGGUCGCAAGUGGGUGCAUGUUGAGCCUAAGGACGGUCAUGUUAUUCAUCCCGUUUAUGCAGAGGCCGACAAUCCUCAACUGAAGACUGCUGCUUAGAUGACCUUUGUUUCUUUUGCUGUAGCAUCCCUUAUAAGUUAUAACAAUAUUUUCGGUUUCUUUGUCAGAUUGUAAGUGGAAGCUAAUUUAAUAAGAAUUAAGUUCCUUCAUUGGACUCAGUUCCGAUAUUGAAGUUAA
Molecule: messenger RNA, 909 nt
Organism: Amaranthus tricolor (Joseph's coat)
Lineage: Eukaryota; Viridiplantae; Streptophyta; Magnoliopsida; Caryophyllales; Amaranthaceae
Exons: 4
Coding region: 331-771 (146 amino acids)
Biological process (GO): translation
Cellular component (GO): ribosome
Molecular function (GO): structural constituent of ribosome
Source: RefSeq, a predicted model, not a curated record